Messenger RNA from Phyllopteryx taeniolatus (common seadragon), 805 nucleotides. It is a transcript of the gene rpl10, whose product is annotated as ribosomal protein L10. Gene Ontology annotation, cellular component: cytosolic large ribosomal subunit; ribosome. The transcript is spliced from 6 exons. The record is from RefSeq and is a predicted model, not a curated record. Lineage: Eukaryota; Metazoa; Chordata; Actinopteri; Syngnathiformes; Syngnathidae. Gene Ontology annotation, biological process: ribosomal large subunit assembly; translation. Gene Ontology annotation, molecular function: structural constituent of ribosome. Bases 108 to 755 code for a protein of 215 amino acids.
UUCUUUGACUCUAGAGAAAAGUAGAUAACAGGUGGUACUUUUCAAAGCAGAGAAACGAACCUUGUCUAUAUAACGCUUCUUUGUUUGUUGCUUUUCAGAUUGCAACCAUGGGCCGCCGACCAGCCCGCUGCUACAGGUACUGCAAGAACAAACCCUACCCCAAGUCCCGCUUCUGUCGGGGUGUGCCUGAUCCCAAGAUCAGAAUCUUUGACUUGGGCAGAAAGAAGGCCAAGGUAGAUGAGUUCCCCCUGUGCGGUCACAUGGUCUCCGAUGAAUACGAGCAGCUGUCCUCAGAAGCUUUGGAGGCAGCCCGUAUCUGUGCUAACAAGUACAUGGUAAAGACCUGCGGUAAAGAUGGUUUCCACAUCCGCAUGCGUCUGCAUCCUUUCCACGUCAUCCGCAUUAACAAAAUGUUGUCCUGUGCCGGAGCUGACAGGCUCCAGACAGGAAUGCGUGGUGCUUUUGGUAAGCCACAGGGCACUGUGGCCCGUGUGCACAUUGGUCAGGUGAUCAUGUCUGUGCGUACCAAGGCCCAGAACAAGGAGCACGUGGUUGAAGCCCUGCGCAGAGCCAAGUUCAAGUUCCCUGGCCGCCAGAAGAUCCAUAUCUCCAAGAAGUAUGGCUUCACCAAGUUCAAUGCCAGCGACUUUGAUGAGUUGAUGGCUGAGAAGCGUGUCAUUCCCGAUGGCUGUGGGGUGAAGUACAUCCCCAGUAAAGGACCUCUGUCCCGCUGGAAGGCCCUCCAUGCUGUAUAGAGCAUCUGUAGCCUCUCAUUGACUACAACCAAUAAAAGUGGCUUUCAUUA